AUGCGGAGCUUCGGCUUCGUAACUUUGGCGGCGCUCGCAGCACGCGUCGCAGCCUACAGAGUACCAAUCAGUGACAAUGACGAUUACCGAGAGAUCUGCUCGGGCAUGUACGGCGGUAAGGACGCCUACAUUGAGGGCCAAGUGGCUCUCGUCAUUUACGAGUGGAAGGACAUCAACUACCUCGGCGCAGAGCAACCGCAAGACUCGCUCGCCCCGAAGCAGUACAUCUGCACCUCCAAAGCCGUGAGCGCGGGCCAGUGUUCGCUGGACCAGCUGGGCGGUUUCAUUACGACUGCGCCAAAGGACGCCGAGUCGACGAUCUACACGACACCGCUGCGGUUCGGAUCCGGCGGCUCGGGGGCGGUGGGUUCAGACAGUCAUGUCUUCGCCCCCGGCUCUGGCGACCACGACGACGAGGACGGCUUGCGCCGCCGCGGGCUCAAGUUUGACCGCGACAUGUUCCCACACGUUCGAAUCGGACGUGCCGGCGCCGAGAACGUCGAGGGAACGACGCACAAGCUCCCUGGCUCUUGGAACCCCGACCAGGGCAAGAACGCGGCGCAAGAGGGCGAGGGUUGGGCCGGCGACGCCAAGCCCGAUACGCACACCAAGGUCGACUUUGAUGGUGAGGCGGCGCACAACGUUGCGCCUACCAAGGUGGACUUUGACGGCGAGGCGGCGCACAACGUUGCUCCGGAGGGCGGCGAGGUCGACGAUAACCCCAACGUCGAUGGUCCUGAGGCGACGUCAGCCGAGGCCGCGGCCGCGCAGACGACCGAGGACACGAAGGGGGGCACGUCUGGAACCGACAAGGACAAGAAGCCGGCACAGGAGGCUGAGCCUGACACGACCGAGAAGCCCGACACGGUCGAGGAGGAGAAGGUCCCUGUCAAGCCGCCGACACCCGUGGGUGGCAGCGCCCAGAUCGAGGGCAAGGUUAAGCAAUACACCGAGCCUAUUCACUACAAUGUGCCGAAGACGGGAUACUACUGCGUCGGCGUCGUGCCAGUCACGCUCGUCAAGGGCGACCAGGCCGAGCAGCACGAGCGCCGUGUGUUCCACGAGGACGAUGUGCUUGACCCCCGUGCCACGAACCAGCGCGGUUCGUACGAGGGCGUCGUCACAUUCCGCAACCAGUUCCAGGGCGAGCUCCCCGCUGCCGAGUACCCCAAAAUUGCUUGGUACAUCUCCGGCACGAUUGUCUUCCUCGUGAUCGAGAUGAUGGCGCUGUUCGGCUACUACCGCUACGUGAACAAGCACGGAGGCGGUGCGGGGUCGCUCGCGUUCCUCAUUGUCACGGCGGUGCUGAAUGCGGGACGCACGACGCUGUCCUUCUUCCUGCUGCUCAUCGUGUGCAUGGGUCUCAGCGUCGUGACGCAGUCGCUCGGCACGGUCAUGUACCGCGUGUGGGUCCUGACCGCGUUCCACUUCAUCUUUGGCGUUGUCUACUCGGUGGGCACGGUGAAGGUGGCGCUGGACACGGCGUCGCUCUGGCUCGUGCUCUUCAUGAUCUUCCCGCUCUCGAUCACGCUCACGACGUUCAUGAUGUGGAUCAUCGUGUCGCUGAACAACACGAUUCUUUUCCUGAAGGAGCGCAAGCAGUCCUUCAAGCUGCGCAUGUUUGAGCGUCUGUGGCGUAUCCUCAUUGGCGCCGUGAUCGCGAUCGCCAUCUUCUUCGUGCUCUCCUCCAUCUCGCUCUCGAACAGGAUGGACGACGACUAUCAGCCCAAUCACUGGAAGUGGCGCUGGGUGCUGCUCGACGCCUCGCUCGCGACCAUCUACCUCGUCGUGUUUGCGCUGAUUGCGUGGCUCUGGCGCCCAACCGAGAAUAACAUCCGCUUCAGCACCUCGCAGGAGCUGGCGCAGGACGAGGAGGACGCCCAGGAUUACGAGAUCGAGACGUACGAGCGCCGUCCAGAGACGCUUGGCCUGCAGCCGAUCAGCUCGCGCGACCCGCAGACGAUCGGUGGCGAGCCGCAGCUCCGCGCCCGCGACGAAUUCGAGCACGAGGCGUCAGAGGGCAAGGCGCUCUUCGACGCUGACCACGGCUCGGACUCGGAGUCCGAGGACGAGCUCAAGAAGCCCGGUCACAAGCAUACGGAGAGCUACCGCCGUGUCGACGCUUUCGGCAAACCUGUCAACGUAGACCUGGGCGCGAGUGCGUCAAGCUCGCGCACGCGGGUGCAGGAGGACAGCGCCAUUUUCUCCAUGGGCGACAGCAGCGAUGACGAGGUGCGCUCGGCCGUCAGCAUUGACCUGAGCGACGAUGAGGGCGGGUUGCUGAAGAGUAAGCGGGAUUAG
Molecule: messenger RNA, 2301 nt
Organism: Trichosporon asahii var. asahii CBS 2479
Lineage: Eukaryota; Fungi; Basidiomycota; Tremellomycetes; Trichosporonales; Trichosporonaceae
Product: major facilitator protein
Exons: 4
Coding region: 1-2301 (766 amino acids)
Biological process (GO): retrograde transport, endosome to Golgi
Cellular component (GO): Golgi apparatus; membrane
Source: RefSeq, a predicted model, not a curated record